GCUGAGAGCCGACGCACUUCCGCUGUUUUACUUGUUUGUUAUUGUGAACAUAACCUAUAAUUACUGUAAUCAACAUAGACUUUACGAAAUAACGAUCAGAGAGUUAUUAUUUUUUAAAGUUUCUUAAAAUAUUUUCAAAUUGUUAAUUCUUACCCAUAGUAUAUUAGCUCUUUUAUUCAGUUUAGUUUAGCCAUGGACGAAAUACAUGAAGAUCACAAUGUUGUAUUUAGCAAUUGGGGCUCUUGGAAAUUUUCGAAAAAGGGAGAAAAAAUGUUGAAAGAGUUUCUAGAGAUGAAUAGUGACUUACAAAAAGAAGAACCUUCAGAUGAAUGGAAAUUUCUCAUUUCAAAGUUACCAGACAUUUCUAAAGAUUUCGAAGAUGAUCCAGAAGACGAUUUUCUACAAGCCUCUCAGCACAGUGAUGAUGACAGUGACACUGGAUGGGAUGAAAUAAAGUUUUUUACGUCAAAAAUCAACGAACAAAAUCAAUUACACGAGAAUAAUGUUGAUAUAGACAAAACUGUCGACUUGAUAAGCGCUCUAGUGGUCAGUAGUAUAGAGGAUGAUCAGUCAGAUACCGCAAUGGAAGUUGAUUGCAAUGUUGACAUUAAUCUAUCAAAAUCACAAACAACGUUUGUUAGAAACAAUGAAGACAAUGUUUUACAAAAGUCUGAAGAUCCUGAUGAGGAUACAGAAGACAUAAAAUGUGGGAAGGAUAAACUAGAGCUUGGUAGAAACGACCUUCCUCAGCUACUUCUGGCCAAACUAAAUGCAGAUGCAAUCGAUGAAGAUGGAGUGAAUGAGUUGCUCGAAACGCGUACAUUGACCAAAGAACAGCUGAUCAGUGUGUGGACCCAACUGGACACCAAUGACGCUAGAAUGACCCUGACUCGGUCAUUGGCCAAUGUGGCCUUGUAUCAUUUGUUCCUAUGUCAGACUCUCCUUCUGCCCUGGCUGUGCAGCAGUGAUUUUGAAAACGCAACAGAAAUUGUUGAUAGCAUUGCUGACAUUUUGCCAAAAAUUUCUGAAGUUUCUGUUAAGGAAUUACUUCUACCACUCAUCACUACUGUUAACGGAAUCUUUGUCAAGAAUUUGAACCUGCUUUCUGACAUAAUGAGCAAACUGGACAACAAGCAUUGGGGUGCUUUAUUAAGACAAUUCUUAAUAACUACAAACGUAAGUUUAGAAAAAUGGCAACUUGCUAUAGUCAUCAAACUCCUGGAACCUGCGAAUGAAGACUCCAUAGAUGCUGAAUGCAUAAAUCGUCUUGUCAAUUUGUUGAGCAGCUCUGUUGACGAAUUUAUCAAUGACAAGGACUUCGGAAAUGUGUUGAUAGCUGUCGCUUUGCUCAUUUAUAAGUCGCAGAAAUUAUCCGAAUCUAUUGAAACAUUGAAAGAAGCCGCGGAGAGGUACAAGGGUAUCAUGAGGUUCAAAGUUAUGAGUAUUAUUAAAUCGUCCUCGUAUUUAUGAUACAGUAUUCAAAAUAAAAUUUCAGACUGAUCCUUUAGUGCUCAAAGCGCGGGAAUUCACUCAUAACUGUGUAUAUAAGAUUUACAGUUGUAUAUAAUAUAUAAUGUAAUUUAUGUUGUAAUUAAAAUUAUGUAAUACUAAAACAUCGAAUGUUUGGAAGCCUUAUAGAGAAAAAACGUCAUUGAAUACAGAAUUUAAAUUUUUUAUGAAACAGUAUGUUUUAUACUCUUGUGAAAUGAAGGGAGCAUAAGAUUUUAUAAAAAAAUUUCGACAAAAUACUACCCCAACACCUAUUUUGGUUAUUUCUGGAAGUAUCAAUAUAGGCUGUUUAUAUUGUAUAAUUAUGCUAUAUAUUGUGUGGUACUAACUCAUGUUAGACUACUCUUGUCUGAACUUUCAUUUUUAAGCUGUAUCUCAUAUUUAACUAUAUUUUGGAAUACAUUAUAGAUCUUUUUAAAUGUUUCUUAGCCAAAAUUUACGAGUAUAUAACACUCUUACAGGUAUUGU
Messenger RNA from Nilaparvata lugens (brown planthopper), 1977 nucleotides. RefSeq lists its product as uncharacterized. The record is from RefSeq and is a predicted model, not a curated record. Bases 193 to 1470 code for a protein of 425 amino acids. The transcript is spliced from 5 exons. NCBI's taxonomy places the organism in Eukaryota, Metazoa, Arthropoda, Insecta, Hemiptera, Delphacidae.